GCCGCACUCGCCGGAGCGCACGGAGUGUUGUAAGCGGUCGAAAAGAGAGACAUGCACCGGCGUGGAAAGGUUGGCAAGUGGAUUCGGAGCCAGCGAGCGGGCUGGUGAGCGGGUCUGAUCUCCCCGCGGCACUUUUUUUGCGUCCGAGCGGCGGCAAACAAAGAGGAGACGGACAGUACAUUUACGCAGCGGCCACGCAGCAUGCCCGAGUUGGACUAGAGGCUACCCUGCCGGAGCGCAACACGCACGCGGAACGGCGCUGAGAGCCGGGGGGAAUAUUUACAAUAGAAACUCAAUUCCUUUGCGAGGAAGAAUAGCAGGGGGCGGAGGAGGGAGAGAUAACACUGGAAUGAAGUGGAGCUCGGGAUCCCCAGCGUGCUGCGGAGUUGUGACUGAUGGAUGAGUGUGGUCAUCUGUAGGCUACAUUCAGCGGCAGGUACAGACACCGUCAGGGGAGCGUUGACAAAGACGCGGCGCAGCGCUUCAUCGGCAGCCGCAUCGCCGAAACUGAGUCCCUGGAAACCGUGCGAUCUGCGGGGUCCGUUUGAUCGCACGUCAGAUCGCAUCGUCGAGUUGUCUCCGCAGAGUAAGAAGGUCGCGAGUGGCUGAUUUUGUGUGAGUGUGUGCGUGCGUGUGUGUGUCUCAGCCACAGGUCAACCAGGACACUCGGGGGCUGCUCUCCUCCCAGAUCCUAUCGAAGAACCGGGGGCUUGUUCGUGCGGACAGUUCAGUCAAGGACACGGGGGCCUGGAGCAGAUCUUAAGAAGUCGGACAGAAGGACAUGUAUCUGACAUCGACCUCACAUGCUCCCGACUGAUCGUAGCUCACCUUCCCACCGGGCGAACCACGCAUAAAGGCUGCCAGGCGCACCGUCCGACGCUCUGAGUUAUCGGCUCACUGUCUGUACGUCUACCAGAAUGGCGGGACUCGCUUGUUGGAAGUACUAUCUCUGGAUCUUUAUUUUAAUGUGCAGGUCGGCGUUACCUUCGGCGAAGUCGCUGGAGACUAUCAUUUGGAGCUCGCAGAAUUCCAAGUUUCUGGCCGGAAAGGGCCUGGUGAUCUACCCAGAUAUUGGGGACAAGCUGGACAUCAUCUGUCCCAAAGCGGACCAAGGCAGAGAGUAUGAGUACUACAAGCUGUAUCUGGUGAAGAGGGAGCAGGCGGAGAGCUGCAGCACGGUCCUCGAUCCUAAUGUCCUGGUCAACUGCAACAAGCCGGAGAAGGACAUCAAGUUCACCAUCAAAUUCCAGGAGUUCAGCCCCAACUACAUGGGCCUGGAGUUCAAGAGGAAUGUGAACUACUACAUCACCUCAACCUCCAACGGUACAGUGGAGGGCCUGGAGAACCGGGAGGGAGGCGUGUGCAAGAGCCGAGCCAUGAAAGUCAUCAUGAAAGUCGGGCAAGUCCCGAACGCAGCGAACCCUGUGGCGCCGGAGGCUCCAGAAGACAACGCCAUACCGGAGUCCAGUCCCAGUCCGCCUGAUCAGGGUCGCAUUGGACCAGAGAUGCCAGGAAACCCUGACCACAUGAAUCAGGACCAGUCUGGUUCCUCCGCAAACUCGGACGGCAUCCUGGGCUCCAAAGUGGCCGUGUUCUCCGCCAUCGGGGCCGGCUGCAUCAUCUUCCUCCUGCUCAUCCUCCUCCUCGUCAUCCUGCUCAUCAAGAUGCGCAAGCGCGCCAGGAAAAACGCCCACUCGCAGCCCCGCCCCUCGGCACUGUCACUCAGCACGCUGUCCAAUCCCAAGAUGCCCGGGGGCACGGCUGGCACGGAGCCCAGUGACAUCAUCAUUCCGCUGCGGACAGAGAACAACUACUGCCCUCACUACGAGAAGGUGAGCGGCGACUAUGGCCACCCCGUCUACAUUGUCCAGGAGAUGCCCCCGCAGAGCCCUGCCAACAUCUACUACAAAGUCUGACACGCUCCGCACGGCCGGCGACGCAGGAGAGAGGACGAGAGGAGCGCUUGAUUUACGUUCUUGGGAAGAACACUUUCCUUUGCAUUUUGGGGACUUGAAGCUUCUUCGAGCCCGUGUUAUUUCUACCACCUGCUGCACAAAUCUGGAGAGACACGCACUGACCGGUGACCAGCGGGGUCGUGAGCUGACCGAUGAGAGAGGUUUAUUCUGUUUGUUUGGGUUGUUUGAAAACCCCACCCCCCACACCCACCUCCCACCUUCCACAUCCCCCUGCUGUGCCCCGACAGGGGGGGGGGUGGGGCUGGAGCGAGCCCACUGAUGGAACUCUAGCUUCCUGGUUGGCUGUCCCCUUUAACGGGCAGGAUAUAACUUAUCUCAGUUCCCUGAAGUACAGUCUGUGCUACACCCAAUUAAACACACCAUCCGAGCACACUAGCCAGGAACAGGCAGACACAGGCCCCGGAUGCCACUCAGCCUGCAGUUUGUGCGCGAGCAUACAGCGUGUGUGCGUGUGUGUGUCUGCGUGCAUGUGCGCGUGUGUGUUAGUCAGGGCUCCGUGCUGGGCCAGGAAACUCUCCAGAUAGCUCAGGUAUCAGACACAGUGUGUGAAAUAAUGUGUUCCUCUCCCUUCGCACCUCUGAUGUUUGCCUUACUAUUUUUGAUGGAGGAUUUCCUCGAACCCUGAUUCAGUUCACAAAGCAGUUGUAUUUUGUUAGACUUUUCCUACAAGUGCACAAUGUAUAGAGUUGAAUAGAUCAUCAUUAUUGCUCCAUCUUCUCACCACCCGUCAUCCAUUACGCUCGUUUUUUUUGUUUCUUCCUGCAAGUACCUUGACCUGGACUGUUGAUAUCGAGGUGUGUAUGUGUGUGUGUGUGUGUUUGUUUCUGAGAAUACUCCCUUCUCCGCUGGUCUGAUAUGGCUUUACCAUUACUCUGGUAUUUAUGACCUACUUGUGUGUAUUUGAGGGCGUGUCCUCUGUGACUGUGUGCGUUUUGGGCAUGUCCAGGCUAGUCUUGUAUCUGGGCAGACGUACUGGCUUAGGGGCAGAACACCAAGAUACUGUAUCAUUAGCUUCAAACACAAGACAGACAGACAGACUGUCGCGCCGACAGACCGACAAGGCCAAGAUCUUACAAAACCCUUCCAGUGCUCCAGCUGGCACGAACUGAACCAUUUGUGUGUCUGAUGAGCUUUCGGGGAGAUUUUUUUUUUUUUAAGACAGCAGGCAGGUUGAUUUGUUUGUUCUCGCUUCUGGUGCUACGGUGUAAGCAUCAAACAGUUAGUUUGGUGCCCGCUGCCCGGGCGAUGUGGGCGUGGGUUGGACGGUCGGCGCUGAUUGGCCGGCCUACAUAGGUAGGAUGCCCUAUAUAUAAGUUGGAUGGCGAGCUACUGCUGAACAUUGGGAUACAGUAUUGUCAGAUGCCAAUUGGCUGCCAUCUGUAGAUGAGUCAGUGGAGCGAGCAGUCAGUGGCGUCGCCAGCGUGUGACUAAUCUAUGUGCCAUCUCUGUGCCCACACUCACCAGCCGGAGGAGAGGGAGCGAGAGCGGCGGAUAAAGGAGAAAAUGUUCCUGUGACUUGGCUUUAACCUGAGAGGAAGAUGGCGGUGUGGA
Chelmon rostratus (copperband butterflyfish) is the source of this 3527-nucleotide messenger RNA. It is a transcript of the gene efnb1, whose product is annotated as ephrin-B1. The transcript is spliced from 5 exons. Bases 918 to 1916 code for a protein of 332 amino acids. The record is from RefSeq and is a predicted model, not a curated record. NCBI's taxonomy places the organism in Eukaryota, Metazoa, Chordata, Actinopteri, Chaetodontiformes, Chaetodontidae. Gene Ontology annotation, cellular component: plasma membrane. Gene Ontology annotation, molecular function: ephrin receptor binding. Gene Ontology annotation, biological process: axon guidance; ephrin receptor signaling pathway.